UUCAGCGCAAGUUCCAAAUCUUUAGCCUCAAAAAGGGAUUUAUUGAAUAAAAGUGUAAGUUCUGGAGAUCUGCCAUUCGCUUCCACUUCACUGCAAACACAAGACUGUGUAAGCGAUCUCUCGAUUAAAAACAAAUCAAACAAACGCUUAUCAGAAGAAGACGUUUCUCCCGGAAAGAGAGCAAAGAAGGAAUCGUCUAUAGAUAAAGAGUUAACUGCAAUCAACUUAAGCGUCGGAAAGGAAAGGUCUGUUCCGUCGUCUUCUGUUGAAAUACCGAAACGCAAAGGAAGGCCACGAAAGAAGUUGUGGACGACUUGCGAUUCGUCACUACUUCAGACAUCUUCUGCACAGACAUCACAAUCGCAUUCAGAGGCCUCACAGCGAAGCGAUUCCAAUCAGGCCUUCGCCGCUAAUAUUGAGGACUCGUUUCGCGGCAAACGUUUUAAAAGUAAUUCUCGUUUAUUGUCGAACACCAGAAUUGGUACGAGUAGUUCACGCGAGCCGUCGGGGGAGCAAACAAUAGGUCUGGAGAGGGCGUCUACAACGGGGUCGUGUGCCAGCAGUUCGCGUCGGCGUUCCUCCCGCCUCAAUACCAAAGCGCCAACCAAUCCGUCAUUGAGUUCAAGUUCUGGUGCCGCCGGAACCUCAUCUUUCGGACCAAAUACUACCUCUAAUUCUGGAGGAGGGAGUAGUGGACGACUCGGUCUACUCAGAAGCAACACAAGGAGUGGUGGUAUGGAUGAAGAUGUUUCCAAUUCAGACACUUCUCGUAUAGAGGGUUCCUCUCUAAACAAUUCAUCCGCGAGUCCGGCGGCCGGAACUCAAUCGACGUCUGUGGCGGCUUCGGUCGCUUCUGUAGCCAAUGUGUUGGUCGGUUCGGCCGACAGUGAAUCCGAUGACAGCGAAAUGGGACGCUUACAGGCUUUACUCGAAGCUAAAGGACUGCCACCCCAUCUGUUCGGUGCAUUGGGACCACGAAUGCAACACCUAUUGAACCGAUCAAUUGGCACGAGUUCUAGCAGUAAAGCCCAUCAACUGCUUCAAGGACUGCAGGCCAGUGGAGACGAAGGACAACAGUUACAGGCAGUGAUGGAAAUGUGCCAACUCUUGGUUAUGGGCAAUGAGGACACAUUAGGAGGUUUUCCGGUCAAACAAGUGGUGCCGGCGCUCAUCACACUCUUGUCAAUGGAGCAUAAUUUCGAUAUUAUGAACCACGCGUGUCGUGCCCUCACAUAUAUGAUGGAAUCGUUGCCCCGCUCUUCGGCAGUAGUUGUGGACGCGGUUCCUGUUUUUCUAGAGAAACUGCAAGUGAUUCAGUGUAUGGAUGUCGCCGAACAGUCGUUGACUGCUUUGGAAAUGCUGUCCCGCCGUCACAGCAAAGCCAUACUUCACGCCCGAGGGGUGUCGGCGUGUCUCACGUAUUUGGACUUCUUCUCGAUCAACGCCCAGCGCUCUGCCCUUUCGAUUACAGCCAAUUGCUGUCAAAAUUUAACUGUCGAUGAGUUCUCCUUAGUUCAGGAAUCACUCACAACAUUGAGCUCUCAUUUGACACAUCCGGACAAGAAGUCCGUAGAAAGUAUUUGUUUAGCGUUUUCACGAUUAGUUGACUGCUUUCAACUCGAGUUCGCCAUUAUUAGUGAAAUUGCUUCCAACAGUUUAUUAACUAAUUUACAACAACUAUUAGUAGUUAUACCACCGAUUAUAAGCACCGGUACUUUCGUUAGUGUCAUUCGCAUGCUUUCCGUAAUGUGUUCCUCAUGUCCUGAAAUAGCGGUUCAACUCUUAAAACUAAAUAUUUGCGAAACCCUUCGCUACCUAUUGCUCGGCUCGAGCUCUACUAAAGACGACAUCGAAUUAGUGAAUCGCAGUCCACAAGAACUCUUUGAGAUAACGUCUCUAAUCGGAGAACUAAUGCCACGAUUGCCUACCGAUGGUAUCUUUUCUGUGGACAGUCUUCUCUGCAAACAAACGGGCGUACAAUUGGAUGCAAUACUCUGGCAAUGGAAAGAUGACAGGGGUUUAUGGCAUCCCUACAGCAAUAUCGACAGUCGCAUCAUUGAAGCGGCCCAUCAGUCUGGCGAAGACGAGAUCAGUUUGUCAGCGAUGGGCAGAACGUAUGUCAUUGACUUCAAUUCAAUGCAACAGAUCAACGAAGAAACGGGAACUUCGCGUGCAGUUCAACGCCGAGUCAACUGCGCCUCCGAUAUCGUGAGUUUGUCGCAUACGAGUGGCCGUAAUGUGGAUCCGCGCGCCGACAGUCUCGAGAAGGAGCCAGAGAUGGCGAGUGCUUUUGUAAAAUCACUUUUCAAUGUAUUAUACGAAGUGUACAGCAGUUCCGCGGGACCGGCGGUUCGCCAUAAGUGCCUCAAAGCAUUGUUGCGUAUUAUAUACUAUGCAUCAAAUGAUUUAUUAAAGUCAGUGCUCAAGAAUCAGGACGUGUCGAGUCAUAUCGCGACGAUGUUGGCCUCACCCGACCUCAGGAUCGUUGUCGGCGCCACUCAAAUGGCUAACAUUCUUAUGGAGAAACUUCCGGACGUUUUUGCCAUAUAUUUCCGACGAGAAGGCGUUAUCCAUCAAAUCCAGAAACUUUCCAAAGGCGAGGACAACGCCGAGUCGGCGUCCACUGCGAUAUCUCCGUCAACCAUAACCUCACUUCCCGUCUGCAAAAUGGAACCGAUCGCUGGUUCCAGUUCUGCGCCCAUAUAUCCAUCACAAUCUCAUUCUGCUUUCUUCGAGACCACAAUGAAUAUAAGCCCUCCGAACAACUCAUCGCCACUGGAGGCGACGCCUCCCUGUGAUGUGUCGACCGACUUGUUUGCAAAUACAGUCCAAAAUGCAUUGCAAAAUGGAUUUAAUAAUAAUGUCUCGAACUGUGCGUCCGCUCAAUCGCUCUCCUCUCUCAGCACUUCAGUUCCCGUCACUCCAACCGCUCCCUCGCCGGACAUAAUGUCCGCCCGAAGUGCUGAGGACUCGGUCGCUGUGUCCGACCAUUUAGUCAACACCGGUCCUCCUAUCAGUAGAGCCGAUGAGACCCUAAAGCGAAAGCGGACUCGAAAGACAGUGAGCUCUAGCAGUUCGGGUGCGACCCGAAAGACUAGAAGUGAAUGCGAUAACAACUCAUCACUCAAUCUGCGCUCUUAUAGCACUCAUAGCUCGGCCUCUAAUCUGAACCGAAACUAUUCUACUGAAUCUGAAAUGUCGACAACACUCACCACUCCUUAUAUAUCUCUCCCGAUAUUUAUUGGCGAAAACACGUCCGCCAAUAAUAAUGUAACCAAUUUGUUGAGUGCAAACACAUCAGUGCCAACACAUACCGCAUCCCAUAGUAGUCGCGGCCGUCCGGCCUUCAGAUUCAGUUCGGCUGCCGCUAAGACAAGUGCUUUCUUUCAAAGCCUACAUCCGGCGCGUUGGGGCCGUUGGAACAACAGCUCACCCGCUCUCGUCUCUUCCAAUAGUGGCCUCUCUUCGGGUCGCUCUCAGUUGGUCUCCCAUUCGUCAGAUCACACCUCCAUCUCCCGGACCUCUUCUCCGCGUUCGCCGAAUAACAGCGGAAACCGAGAAAAGAUUCGGCUUUGGAUUAAAGAACAGGCGAAGGCUUUUGAGGACAAGUACUUCAAAGAUGAAGAGACUGCCGAAGUCGGCGACACUUACACUAAAUCUCAUCCGUCUCUUAAUAUUCUGAAUCGUUUGACGAAAGCCAUCGAUAUGUUGAACGAUAAUCAUAUCAAAGCACUCGAAGACAUUCGUUCGGUUGUGAUGGAGGGCGACAUCUCUUCAUUUGAGUUGAACCACUCCGGACUCGUCACACGUUUUCUUAAUUUCCUCGUCUCUAACACCGAUUUCAACGAAUGUCGUGACCAAAGACUCCGUAGUUUUCUUCACGUCUUCUUCGGCACUCCACUCGAAGACACGUUUCAAAUGGAUUCCAUAGCGACAGCACAUAUCGAUUUCACACCACUCGCGGCUUUAGUCAAUAAGUUGAACGCUUGUGUCUCCCAAUUGGAACAGUUUCCGGUCAGAGUCCACGACUUGGUCGGCUCCGGAACCGGCAGUAUUCGUGGCGCGAGUGCUCUUAAGUUCUUCAAUACUCACCAAUUGAAGUGCAAUUUACAACGACAUCCCGACUGUGCGAAUCUGCGCCAAUGGAGAGGAGGACCCGUCAAAAUAGAUCCGUUGGCUUUGGUUCAGGCGAUUGAACGCUAUUUAGUGAUCAGAGGUUACGGAAAGAUCAGGGAUGAGGACGAAGACGCCAGCGAUGAUGACAUUUCCGACGAAGAGUUCGACGACAAUAUGGCGGCGAUGAUGAUCAGCCAAAACCAGGGCAGACAUCGACUUCAGUUCUAUAUCGGCGAACAGCCCCUGCCUUACAAUAUGACUGUCUAUCAGGCGAUCAAACAAUACGCUUACGGACACAACACUCACGGAUCUGAUGGACACGAGACGGACAAUGAGUCGGAAGCGCCUAUGGGUCACGCGAACAUAUGGGUCGCCACUCACACUAUUCACUACAAAGCCUAUGUGGAGGGCGUCUGCAGUCCAUCGUCUUCAUCCAAUCCCAUCUCUAACUUAACGUCGAGUCAAUGCCUAACGAGUAGGAACUCAAAUAAUGGUAACCAAAACUCUAAUCAAAGCGGAAGGAAAGGUAAUAAAGGAAGUUCUGGUGGAAAGGGAGCCAACAAAAAGAAAGAUGAGCUCUGGGUUGAAGGCAAAGCGCCAAACGUUUCGUCGCCUUUAGACCCCUAUCUUAAGCCUCAAUUGCCAUCAAAUAUCACAGUUCAGGAUCUGUCGUUAGAAGUGCUCACACUAUUGAGAGUUAUAUACGGUUUGAGCCGUCAUUGGGGUUGGCUCUACAAACUGCCCGACCCUUACAACAGUGCUCUACCUCUUCAAGACUUUAUUAAUGUUAAAUUGACCGCAAAAGCCAAUCGUCAACUACAGGACCCGUUAGUGAUAAUGACGGGCAAUAUCCCGAACUGGUUGUCCCAAAUCGCGUAUUCGUGUCCCUUUCUCUUCCCAUUCGAGACGCGAUACCUAUUGUUUUACGUGACGUGUUUUGAUAGAGACCGAGCCCUUCAACGACUGUUAGACAGUGCGCCCGAACUGACGGGCAAUGAUUCGAGCGAAAGAGUGACUCCACGGCUGGACAGACGGAAGCGAACCGUCUCUCGCGAUGACAUCUUAAAACAGGCGGAAACUGUUUUACACGAUUUGGGAAACUCUAAAGCUUUGCUUGAAAUACAAUACGAGAACGAAGUGGGAACUGGUUUGGGGCCAACUCUCGAGUUCUAUGCCCUCGUCUCUAAAGAGCUGCAGCGCUCAGACCUCGAGAUGUGGAGAGGAGAGGCUGUGUCCGCACCCAAAGUAGUCAUUCCUCAACCCAACCACAAGAUUACAGCCACUUCUUCUACUAAUGCUAAUGAAAACCAAUUGAAUAAUCAAAUUCAAACUAAUCAGCCAUCAGUUCAAUACAUGCACUCACCCUCUGGUCUGUUUCCCGCACCCAUCGGUCGAACCACAAAAGCGGGACAACUCUCGAAAUCUCGCCAAAGAUUCAAACUGUUAGGAAAAUUUGUAGCCAAAGCACUGAUGGACUCACGAAUGAUUGACAUACCAUUGAGUCCUAUAUUCUACAAAUGGCUUCUGAGUCAGGAGUUAUCGUUGAGUAUCGCAGAUAUGCAACAAAUCGAUUCUACAUUUUCCCGGUCUGUCGUCGAAAUGGAGAAAAUAGCGCAACAAAAACUCAAAAUUCAAAACGAUGGCAAUAAAGAGAAACUCGAAACAUUGAAACUCCACGGCUGUAGUAUUGAAGACCUGAACCUCGACUAUACAUUACCCGGUUAUCCAAAUAUUGAACUUAGAAAAGGCGGUCGAGAUAUCGGUGUUUCCAUUGAUAACAUCGAGCAAUACGUGCGUCUGUUAUGUCACUGGACUCUUGUCGAGGGAGUGAACCGACAAAUGGAGGCCUUCCGGGAAGGCUUUGAUUCAGUAUUCCCGUCGACACACCUUCAGGUCUUCUUUCCCGAAGAAAUGGAACAAUUGUUUUGCGGAAGUAAUCAAAAGCAAUGGGACGUAAAGAUGCUGAUGGAGUGCUGCAAAACAGAUCACGGAUACACUCACGACAGCCGUGCCAUACGAUUCCUCUUUGAAAUCCUGAACUCCUAUACGGUUGAAGAUCAGCGAAAGUUCUUACAGUUUGUCAGCGGUUCUCCGCGUCUUCCGGUCGGAGGGUUCCGAAGUUUGACGCCUCCGCUCACUAUUGUUCGCAAAACCAUUGAAGGCGUGGAGAGUCCCGACUGUUUGCCGAGUGUCAUGACUUGUGUUAAUUAUCUCAAACUUCCCGAUUAUAUCACUAUCGAUAUAAUGAGGGAAAAACUGCGAAUCGCCAUCAAUGAGGGACAGCUCUCUUUCCAUCUAUCGUAGGACUGAGCGCUCGACCCGUCGACGACUCACCCAUUCAUUGAUCAAACAAAUGGACGAUUGCUUUCAAAAUGCUAUUAUUAAGUCAAUUACACUUUAAAUGAUCUCCGAUUGAGUUCUCAAUCAUCAAAAGCGUUGUCUAUUAUUAAUAACCAAUGAUUGCAAUAAUCGAAAGAAGAAAAUGCUUUCUUAUACUGUAUAAGAAAUCUGCAAAAAUAUGGACUAAAUCUGUGAUCAGUUCUCAAUUUGAUUUGUUUUUAUUUAAUUUUCAUUUAUUCUAAUGUCUGAUAAAAAAUAUGCUUAAAAUAGUUUGUAUCCAAUAUUCGGCACAAAAACAAUUAAAAACCAUUAAAAGUGAAUUAUAUCUUCAAUUCAGUUAAUGAAUAUUUGG
This is a messenger RNA of Medioppia subpectinata, 6808 nucleotides long. The record is from the annotation of a GenBank genome assembly. Lineage: Eukaryota; Metazoa; Arthropoda; Arachnida; Sarcoptiformes; Oppiidae.